AAAUUUGAAGUCGUCAAAAUUUAAUUUUACCAUCUGAGCUUAGAAAAAUUCCAUUAGCCUGAAAUUAUCCGUUUGAUUGGAUUGAUCAUUCCUACGAACCUACAAUGGCUGAACGUAGAGAACUGGGUGCUAAGGUUUCCAGUGUAUUUGAUUUGGUCAAGAAAGUGGCACAGCCAUGUGGCUCCAGUGUAAUGUCAUUUGCUUAUGAGCCUCACUCAGACGAUUUCCGCCCACCUAAAAAGGUUUAUUAUGAGAACACAUUCAGAAUGGAACCACCCGAGAAAUUCCGGCCUGAUAAAGUAAUGCCCAUCAUUGAAAGAGUUUUAUCUAAACGUUUAGAAGGAGUAAAAUAUGACCCAGUUGAAUGUUCCGUUCUGGCAAAAACUACCGCUGACGAAAUAAAAACACAUGUAAAGGAACUUGACUUUAAAAGAUAUAAAAUUAUUUCUCAGGUGACAAUAGGAGAGAAAAAGGAUCAAAGUAUACAGGUUAGCAGCCGAUUUUUAUGGGACGCUGAUCGAGAUAACUAUGCAUCAUUUUCAUAUGAAAGCCGGUCAUUAUUUGCUACUGGUAUUCUGUUUGCUAUAUAUUAUGAAUAGAUAUGCUGUUGUAUAAAAUUCAAUCCUCGCGCUCAUAGAUAUCAAUUUUCAUUGAUCAGACGUCCGCAUAGGAUCCAAUAGACAAUCGUUACCUCCAAUCAAUUUUUCCUUUUUUUGGCAACGGUUUGAUUUUGGUGAACUUGGAUAACCGCAUAGAGUUAUUUUCGGAUAUAUAUUUAACAUAAUCAGGUUACUAGCCUUGCAGGGAAACAUCUGGAUUCACUUUAAGUCGUUUUCAGAUCUGAAAUGGACGUCGUGCCAAUCGUGCCACUAGAUUGAAGCACACAUAUUCUAAACCAACCCAUCCAAAAAAGCUGAUCGUCAUCAGUCUGUACAUAAGUAAAUGUAAUCUAUGGGUGCAAGGAUUUUCAAAUUAAGGAAAAUAACAAUCAAAUUCCUUUUUGAGAACAUUAAUCGCGUUUUUUUUUCUCACGUAACAGUCUAAAAAAUCGCAUACAGGUAACAUGAUUUGAGGUUAGUGACUACAAACCGUCUUAAAUUUCCUUUAAUCAAAUUCGAAUUCAUUGUUGUAUAUUUGAUCAUAUUUAAGUAUUAUUAUAUUUGUUAAGUUUUUACCGUGAAGUACUUUCUAAUUGAUAUCCGUCAUUGGAAUAAACUAUUUAAAUAUUU
Messenger RNA from Lottia gigantea (owl limpet), 1229 nucleotides. RefSeq lists its product as hypothetical. NCBI's taxonomy places the organism in Eukaryota, Metazoa, Mollusca, Gastropoda, Lottiidae. Bases 105 to 599 code for a protein of 164 amino acids. The record is from RefSeq and is a predicted model, not a curated record. The transcript is spliced from 5 exons. Gene Ontology annotation, biological process: microtubule-based movement. Gene Ontology annotation, molecular function: dynein intermediate chain binding. Gene Ontology annotation, cellular component: cytoplasmic dynein complex; cytoplasm.